AUGCUGAAGAUGCUAGAGAAAUCCUUGAGGAAAAGCCUCCCUGAGUCCUUAAAGGUUUAUGGGACCGUCUUCCACAUGAACCAGGGAAACCCGUUCAAGCUAAAGGCCCUGGUGGACAAGUGGCCUGAUUUUAAUACAGUGGUUGUCCGCCCUCAGGAGCAGGAGAUGACAGAUGACCUUGAUCACUACACCAAUACCUACCAAAUCUAUUCCAAGGACCCCGAGAAAUGUCAGGAAUUCCUUGGCUCACCAGAAGUCAUCAACUGGAAACAACAUUUGCAGAUUCAGAGUUCACAGUCCAGCCUGGAUAAAGUGAUAGAAAAUCUUGUAGCCAUUAAUUUCGGCAAGGUCAAGCAUACACGAUGCAUCCUCUAUAUGAUGCACGAGACAGCAAGGAAAUUGUUUCCUUCCCUGGUGGAUGCAAAGAACUUACCACCCAACGAUGGCGUCCCCACGUCCAUCAACCAAGAAAUGUUUCAAAUCUCAUCCCUGGAUGUCACCCAUGCUGCCGUGGUGAAUAAAUUCUGGCAUUUUGGUGGCAAUGAGAGGAGCCAGAGAUUCAUUGAGUGCUGUAUCCGGGCCUUCCCCAGCUUCUGUCUGCUGGGGCCUGAGGGGAACCCUGUGUCCUGGACCUUGAUGGAUCAGACUGGAGAGCUGCGGAUGGCAGGCACCAUACCCGAGUACCGGGGCCAGGCUCUCGUUACCCAUAUCAUCCGUGUCCAGGUCUACUUUCUGGGAAAACUUGGCUUCCCCAUGUAUUCCCAUGUGGAUAGGGCCAACUACAUCAUGCAAAAACUGAACCUCAGCACACACAGUAUCUCCAUGCCCUGUGACUGGAACCAGUGGAACUGUGUGCCCCUGUGA
This is a messenger RNA of Galeopterus variegatus (Sunda flying lemur), 864 nucleotides long. Its product is annotated as glycine N-phenylacetyltransferase-like. Gene Ontology annotation, cellular component: mitochondrion. NCBI's taxonomy places the organism in Eukaryota, Metazoa, Chordata, Mammalia, Dermoptera, Cynocephalidae. Bases 1 to 864 code for a protein of 287 amino acids. The transcript is spliced from 5 exons. Gene Ontology annotation, molecular function: glycine N-acyltransferase activity. The record is from RefSeq and is a predicted model, not a curated record.